AUGAUUCAAUUGGAGGAAAGAGAUAUGCCUCAGAUCCCAGGCACCUUGCUUGGACGUGAAGAAACGCAAGAACUAAGGUACAUGGUUGCCGAGUUACUCGGUAGGAAAAACCCAGGUUUCCCCGGGUCACAGCCUGUUUCAUUCGAAAGGUACCACUUGACUACUUUGAAGUCUAAGGAUUAUUUUGUAUGUGAAAAGACUGACGGAUUAAGAUGCUUAUUGUUUAUAAUACAUCACCCUGAGAAAGGGGAAGGUGUUUUUUUGAUAACGAGAGAAAAUGACUAUCACUAUAUUCCAAACAUACAUUUCCCGUUGAAUAAGGAAGAAGAAGGGUCAUCGUAUCACCAUGGAACUUUAUUGGACGGCGAGUUAGUGUUGGAAACCAAGAACUUGGCUGAACCCGUGUUGAGAUACUGUAUAUUCGAUGCUUUAUCGGUCAAUGGUAAGGACAUCACUAAUAGAACGUUAUCCACGAGAUUGGGAUACAUAACUGAACACAUUAUGAAACCUUUCGACAACUUCAAACGCAAAAAUCCCGAGAUAGUGAAUGCGCUGGACUUUCCUUUCAAAGUGAGUUUUAAGAUCAUGACGUCUAGUUAUCACGCGGACGAUGUCUUGGCUAAGAAAGACCAAUUAUUUCACGAGUCUGAUGGAUUGAUCUUCACAUGUGCCGAGACGCCGUACUGCUUCGGGACUGACCAGUCAUUAUUAAAAUGGAAACCAGCUGAAGAAAACACAAUUGACUUCAAGAUGUGGAUAAACUUCAACACAUUCCAAGACCCAGAUAUGGAUGAGAAGGAUCCAGAUUCCACCUACAUAGACUACGAUUCCAAGCCUGGUUUAAUCAAGUUAAGAGCAUGGAAAGGUGGCCAAGACUACGAAGAUUUCUCGAAGUUGUUCAUAACAGAGGAAGACUGGGAAAGAUUGAAGAAUUUGAGAGAACCAUUACAGGGACGAAUAGUGGAGUGUAGAAGGAAACCCAAAGAUCCACAAUAUUGGGAGAUGCUUAGAUUCAGAAACGAUAAGAGUAAUGGGAACCACAUAUCAGUAGUGGAUAAGGUAUUGAGAAGUAUUGAAGACGGUGUAGGCGAAGCAGAAUUGAUAAAGGAAUGCCCAUUGAUACAGAAGAGCUGGAAACAGAGACAAAUGGACAGAGAAAUGAGGAGAAAGUCCCACUCACAGCCUGCACCACCCCAACACGCACCACCCCAGCAACAAAAGUCACACUCACACUUCUCUGGUGAAUCGGAACGGAAAAGAAUCAAGACUGAAGACGGUACAGUAAAAGAAAGCAUGGUAGAAGAUAUUCCAGUGUAUGAAGAUAGUGAUGAUGAAUAG
Dujonia railenensis is the source of this 1338-nucleotide messenger RNA. The record is from the annotation of a GenBank genome assembly. NCBI's taxonomy places the organism in Eukaryota, Fungi, Ascomycota, Pichiomycetes, Serinales, Debaryomycetaceae.